AUGCGGCCUUGUUUUAUGAAAUUUUGCAGACUACUUUGUUUCGCAUUCAGCACCCCUUUUUAUCUACUGCGGGUUAUUGGCCUGCGUGGCAUGUACAAACGAGUGUUUCCCUUCCUCGCCUACAACGUAACAUUUUCAUACAACGAUAAAACCCACAAGCUGAAGAGAGAACUGUUUCGGAACCUCGGAAGGUUCGCAAACGCUGACGGGACUCUGCGGCUGCUGGAAAUCGGCUGUGGCAGUGGAGCAAACUUCAGGUUUUACCCCUACGGCUGCACGGUGAUCUGCACCGACCCCAAUCCGCACAUGGAGCCGUACCUGCGUAUGAGCAUGGAGGCAAACGAGCACCUGACUUAUGACGAGGUGUUAGUUCUCUCUGGUGAGGACAUGACAGGAGUCGAGGACGGGUCAGUGGACGUCGUGGUCUGCACGCUGGUGCUGUGCUCUGUGGACAACGUGGGAAGGGUCCUGCAGGAGGCCCGACGCAUUCUCAGAAGUGGAGGAGCCUUGUAUUUUCUGGAGCACGUUGUGUCUGAUCCUUCCACGUGGACAUACUUCUGUCAGUACGUCUUCGAGCCUCUGUGGUGCCUCCUUGGAGAUGGCUGCAUGGUCACCAGAGCGACAUGGAGAGACCUGGAGGCAGCUGGCUUCGCUGAGCUUCACCUAAAACACACAGAGGCUCCGGAGGUUUCUUUAAUGAUCAGGCCACACAUCAUGGGAUAUUCGAUUAAAUGAAAUAUGCUUUUUUGUUGUUGUUUCUAGUUAGUUAAGACUUACUUAUUAAUUUAUUUCUUUUCAAAUAAAUUAUCUUUUAAAUUCAGACCAAA
Molecule: messenger RNA, 827 nt
Organism: Poeciliopsis prolifica (blackstripe livebearer)
Lineage: Eukaryota; Metazoa; Chordata; Actinopteri; Cyprinodontiformes; Poeciliidae
Product: putative methyltransferase-like protein 7A
Exons: 2
Coding region: 1-735 (244 amino acids)
Molecular function (GO): S-adenosylmethionine-dependent methyltransferase activity
Source: RefSeq, a predicted model, not a curated record